UUCAAAAUGGUUUUGGCCGAUUUGGGGCGGAAAAUCCGAAAUGCGAUCGGAAAGCUCGGUCAGAGCACCGUUAUCAAUGAGGGGGAGCUGGAUUUGAUGCUGAAAGAAGUCUGUACAGCUCUUAUUGAAUCUGAUGUUCAUAUUCGUCUUGUAAAGCAACUUAAGGACAACGUGAAAAAAGCGAUUAAUUUCGAAGAGAUCGUCGGAGGAGCAAACAAACGUCGGUACAUUCAGAAGACAGUAUUCAAUGAACUGCUGAAGCUUGUGGAUCCUGGUGUAACUCCUUUCACACCAACAAAAGGACGUCGCAACGUUUUCAUGUUUGUUGGUCUUCAAGGUUCCGGUAAAACUACGACUUGUACCAAGAUGGCGUAUUACUACCAAAGAAAAGGAUGGAAAACAUGUCUGAUCUGUGCCGAUACAUUCCGUGCUGGAGCUUUUGAUCAAUUAAAGCAAAAUGCCACAAAAGCUCGUAUUCCCUUCUAUGGAUCAUACUCUGAAAUUGACCCCGUAAAAAUUGCCGCCGAAGGAGUAGAAAAAUUCACGCAAGAAGGGUUCGAAAUCAUCAUUGUUGAUACAUCAGGUCGUCACAAGCAAGAAGCUUCACUUUUCGAAGAAAUGCUCCAAGUUUCCAACGCAGUUACACCAGAUAAUGUUGUUUUUGUGAUGGAUGCUUCUAUUGGACAAGCUUGUGAAGCCCAAGCACGUGCUUUCUCUCAAACUGUUGAUGUUGCCAGUGUUAUCAUUACAAAGUUGGAUUCUCAUGCUAAAGGAGGAGGAGCUCUUUCUGCUGUCGCUGUCACCAAAUCCCCAGUAAUCUUCAUCGGAACAGGAGAACAUAUUGAUGACUUUGAGAUUUUCAAGCCAAAAUCAUUUGUUCAAAAGCUUCUAGGAAUGGGAGAUAUUGCUGGCCUUGUUGAUAUGGUCAAUGAUAUUGGAAUUCAGGAUAAUAAAGAAUUGGUGGGAAGACUGAAACAAGGACAAUUCACUCUUCGCGACAUGUAUGAGCAAUUCCAAAACAUUAUGAAAAUGGGACCUUUCAGUCAAAUUAUGGGUAUGAUUCCUGGUUUUGGAUCAGAAUUUAUGACAAAGGGAAACGAGCAAGAAUCCGUCAACAGGCUGAAGAGAAUGAUGACUGUGAUGGAUUCUAUGAGUGAUAAGGAAUUGGAUCAUCCAAAAGCAUCUGAGCUCUUUACAAAAGAACCAAAUAGAGUUGCCAGAGUUGCCAGAGGAUCGGGAUCUCAUCAACAAGAAGUUCGAGAUCUUCUCGCUCAGUACAAGAAAUUCUCUGAUGUUGUUAAGAAGAUUGGAUCAAUUAAAGGACUCUUCAAUGGCAAAAACGGUGAUAUAAACCCAAAAAAUAUGAAUCCAGCGAAAAUGGCUCAAUUGAAUCAACAAAUGGCAAAAAUGAUGGAUCCACGUGUGUUGCAGCAGAUGGGUGGUAUGGGAGGCCUUCAAAAUAUGAUGCAGCAGAUGGCAAGAGCUGGAAAAAUGUGAAGAAAUGGAUGCAAUUAUUUUCUGUAGUUUUUGAAAUGCCUGUUCCCAGUUCCCACAAUUCAUUCUGACUAAAACGUUUUUUAAUAAUAUCAAUAUGAUUUCUCGAUUUCCCUUUCAUCAGAAUGUUUCCCAAGUUCAUUUUUUGUCUAGCAGAUUCUGUGAUUCUAAUUAGAAACAAUUUAGUUAAAGAAUAAUUUAUUUAUUUCUUUUUUCCCUUUUGAAUUUUCCUGAAUUAAACUCGUUUUUUCCCUUGGCUCAUCGGUGUAAAUAUUCACAUUUAAAAAUGACUGAAAA
Messenger RNA from Caenorhabditis elegans, 1791 nucleotides. It is a transcript of the gene F21D5.7, whose product is annotated as Signal recognition particle 54 kDa protein. The transcript is spliced from 8 exons. Gene Ontology annotation, biological process: SRP-dependent cotranslational protein targeting to membrane; protein targeting to ER. Gene Ontology annotation, cellular component: cytoplasm; signal recognition particle, endoplasmic reticulum targeting; signal recognition particle. NCBI's taxonomy places the organism in Eukaryota, Metazoa, Nematoda, Chromadorea, Rhabditida, Rhabditidae. Gene Ontology annotation, molecular function: 7S RNA binding; GTP binding; GTPase activity. The coding region runs from base 7 to 1497 and encodes 496 amino acids. The record is from RefSeq and is marked reviewed.